AGCCUUUAUUCAAAGGCGGUGCUUGUACCCAUGGAGUGACGUUGAAACGUAACGACUUUUUUGUACUUCAGUCAGAAGUGAUUUACUAGGAGGGGAGUUGGCGUCGAGGUCUAACGCAUGCUGUUUUAUAAUUUUAACUUUUUUGUUUUUAAUUUCAAAAUUGUUAAGUAAUCAGCUAGUCUUUGCCGCGGCGUGGUGUGGUCUAUCCUCCCCGAAUCAUUAAGUGGAUCAUGAACAAACUGUACGUAGGGAAUCUAAGUCCUACGGUCACGGUGGAGGACUUGAAGCAGCUCUUUGACGAGAGGAAGCUUCCCGUGACCGACCAGGUUCUGCUGAAAACUGGGUAUGCCUUCGUGGAUUUCCCGGAUCAGAAAUGGGCCAUCAAAGCCAUUGAGACUUUGUCAGGAAAAGCUGAGUUACACGGGAAAGUUAUUGAGGUGGACUACUCAGUUCCAAAAAAACUAAGGAGUCGUAAGAUCCAGGUUCGAAACAUUCCCCCUCAGCUACAGUGGGAGGUAUUGGAUGGCCUUCUAUCAGAUCACGGCGCCGUGGAGAACGUUGAACAAGUGAACACAGAUACAGACACAGCGGUGGUGAAUGUCACAUACGCAACUAAGGAGGAGGCAAAAGAGGCCCUUGAGAAGCUAACGGGCCACACGGUGGAAGACCACUCCCUCAGCGUGUCGUACAUACUGGACGCCGCCGCCGCCGCCUUGCUGCCCCCCCAGGCCCAGGGCCCCCCCAAGCUGCAUCGGGGCGGCCGGGGGCCCAGGACGGGGGACCCCCUGGACUACGGUGGCGGCGCGGCGGGGGGCCACAUGGGGAUGGGGGGCCUCACUGGGGGGCCCCGGCAGAGGCAGCCUGAGCUCCCGCUGCGCAUCCUAGUGCCCACGCAGUUCGUGGGGGCCAUCAUCGGCAAGGAGGGCCUCACCAUCAAGAACCUCACCAAAGAAACGCAGUCCAAGGUGGACAUCCACCGUAAGGAGAAUGCGGGUGCUGCGGAGAAGGCCAUCACCAUCCACUCCAGCCCUGAGGGCUGCUCCUCUGCCUGCCAGAAGAUCCUACACAUCAUGGAGAAGGAGGCCAACGACACCAACUCGGCUGAGGAGGUGCCUCUGAAGAUCCUGGCCCACAACAGCCUGGUGGGCCGGCUCAUCGGCAAGGAGGGCCGCAACCUCAAGAAGAUCGAGCAGGACACGGGGACCAAGAUCACCAUCUCCUCUCUACAGGACUUGACCAUCUACAACCCGGAGCGUACCAUUACGGUGCGGGGGGGUGUGGAGGAGUGCUGUAAUGCGGAGGUGGAGAUCAUGAGAAAGCUGAGGGAAGGGUACGAGAAUGACAUCGCUACCAUCAACCAGCAGACUAAUCUGAUCCCGGGUUUGAAUCUGAAUGCCCUGGGCAUCUUCUCCUCUGGGGUUCCCCUGCUGCCCUCCUCCGCGGGCCCCCACUCACUACAGGGCCCCGCCUCAGCCGCCGGGUACAACCCCUUUUUGGGUACUUCAUCACCGAUGGCAGGCCUCUACGGUCCUCCCCCGGUUGGAAACGUACCACACCAACUUCCAAUGCUGGAGCAGGAGGUGACGUACCUGUACAUCCCUACCCAAGCGGUGGGCGCUCUCAUUGGGAAGAAGGGCCAGCACAUCAAGGAGCUGGCCCGCUUUGCCGGAGCCUCCAUCAAGAUUGCCCCGGCAGAUAGCCCAGACUCAUCAGAGAGGAUGGUGAUCAUUACGGGACCUCCAGAAGCACAGUUUAAGGCUCAGGGCCGUAUCUUCGGGAAGCUGAAGGAGGAGAACUUCUUCACGGCCAAGGAGGAGGUGAAGCUGGAGACUCAGAUCAAAGUGCCCUCCUGUGCAGCCGGACGCGUCAUCGGGAAAGGAGGCAAAACGGUGAAUGAGCUUCAGAACCUCACCAGUGCUGAGGUCAUCGUUCCUCGGGAUCAGACGCCAGACGAGAACGACGAGGUGUUUGUGAAAAUCUUUGGACAUUUCUUCGCCAGUCAGACUGCACAGAGAAAAAUCCGAGAGAUCAUCCAGCAAGUGAAACAGCAGGAGCAGAAGCAGCAUCAGCCCCCUCCUCCUCCGCCACCUGCCCAGCAGCAGUCGAAGUGAGCUGCCUGGGGCCUGCGCUGCCUACUGUAUGGCCAACGACCGACCACCCAGCAGGCCAUGAAUGUACUGUUCUUCCCUCAGCUCCUGGAGUCUGGAGUCUGGACAAGGCAGGAGGGAGACGAGACGAGGAGAGACAGAGACAGACUGAUAGUGUGACAGAGACAUACAUGCAUACAAACAUACAGAGAGACAGAGAGAGAGCGAGAGAGGAAGGAGGAGUUUGCGGCAGAUGACCACGCGCCACUGGGGCGGAGAGAACCAAACCAAACCAAAGAGCCUCAUAUGGAAUGUUCUGGAAAAGGCGGGAAACCGGAGAAGCACGGCACUGAAGAGCGGAGAAGAAGGAGGAGGAGUAGAGAAAAAAAAACAUGGCCAGAAACUGUCAAACUGUACUGUUAUGAGCAGGGUAAACAGAGACACUGACAGAAAAUUGUAUAUAUAUAUAUGUAUAUAUUUAUACAUAUGUGUGUAUAUAUGUAUACAUUUACACAUAUAUGUGUAUGUAGAUAUUUAUACAUAUAUGUGUAUAUAUAUUAUUUUCUUACCGUGUUGUGGCCAUUGUUGGACUCCUCACAGAUCGGCCACUUGGAGGUGGCUGCUGGGACGUGCUCAGCAGUUUUGGAGUAUAGUUCUCUCUGAGGAGAGGAACUUCCGUUUACCUGUAGAGCAUUUUUAAUAAUGCUUUUAAGUGUGUGUGUGUGUGUGUGUGUGUGUGUGUGUGUGUGUGUGUGUGUGUGUGUGUGUGUGUGUGUGUGUGUGUGUGUGUAGGGAGUGUGCACUGCACACACACUUGUGAGAAACUCUGUGAAAGAAUUGCGUUUUAAUCAUAGACGGACCUGUGGAAAUAUUGAGGUCGGUACGCUUUCAACAGAGUAUAGAAUAACCAUAGAAUAACUACAGUGGUCAAAAGGCUUAACUAGGUUCUCAGAGCUAUGAUGAGUAGUAAGUAUCUCAAAAUUCAAAUUAGGUCUAAACUUUAGCUGCAGUUGUAAGCUGUUAAAGUGUUUUUUCUUCCCAUAACAAAAUUAGUUGCUUUAAAAGUGAGUAAAAAAAAAUGUUCGCAUUGAAAUGGUAAAUGUGACAAGCCAGUGUAAAGUUGUUUCUAGCACAUUUGCCAACAUUGAGAUCGCAGAUGUUCGUCCAUCUUAGAAACAUCGCUAACACUUUACUUGACGCCGGUGUCACAAGCAUGUCAUUGCAGUGUCAUAAUAGUGUUAUGCAUGUGUCAUAAACAUUAUGUCUAUAACCGAAUGUCACUUAAGGCCAACAGUCAUAAAAUGUUUAUGACAUGGACAUAAUGUUUAUGACUUCUCUAUGACUGUGUCAUGACACUAUUAUGACACUGUAAUGACAUGCUUAUGACACCGGCGCCAAGUAAAGUGUUACCGAAACAUCUACUUUGUAUUUGGCUUUGUUUCACACUUCAUACUGUAGGUUAGCAACAUGUACGCCCCAUGGAUUCUGACUGCUGGCUUAGUUGCCUGGAAACACUAGCAAAGAAGGCAUUGUCUUUCGAUCAGAGGUGUCAAAAGUAAAAGUAAAAGUAAAAAAAAGAAACACAGUUUCCUUCCAACACAAGUAACUUAUCUGAGUAACCAGUAUACCUGUGUACUUGUCUUGUGAUCAGCUAACUCUGCACUGGUUGGAUCAAGUUUGUGGUGGGUCCUUGUUAGGUUUUCUGUGUUUUUCAGUAACAACACAGUCUAUCUAUCUCAUUAGGUACAAUGGUGUAAAUGGUGAAACAGCUAUGUAAUGCCAUGUGCUAGUGUUGUAAUUACACCACAAAAGUACUUUUCCUUUUACUUUUGACACCUCUGCUUUCGAUUUACCUGGUUAUUAGUCAUUGAAGAGAGACUGUUAACAAAUAGUGUCUUUUUUUCAAAUAUAAGAAGAGGCAUACGUAAGGUAAAAGAAGAUAUUAUAGGCUGCCAGAUCUAUCAGAAACUGAAAUGGCUUAACGGUUCUUCUGACUGAUUAUGCAGAUUUAAUAGUCACCUGUUAGGUGGCGUUUACUCAUCUAAAGGCUGGUUUUUGACACUCUGAAUGUAUGGUGAGCCACUGCCUUUACACAAUAUGAAAAAGACAUCAAGAUUUGCGAAAGGUAGAAAACCUCUUGCCGCAAAAGGGUGUUCGUUCCCUGCCCCUCGCACUUGUCUCCCUCUCUCUCUCAGCCGUCGAUGUGUGGGGUCUGCCGCAAGGACCCUCUCUCUUUUUCGAUGUUGCAAAAAGCUCUGCCACUCCGGCCCCUGGCCUGACGCCACUGAUGGGUAACCUGGAUUCAGCCUCUGAGUCCAGCUUGCCCAUCUUUGCCAUUAACCUGCCCUGUCAACAGUUCCCUGUCCCUAUCGCCUCCCCUGUCCUCUAUGCCCUGUCCCCAGGUCUUACCCCCCACCCCCCAUCACCUGCCCUGCCCUGCCCUGCCCCUUCCCCCAAGACAGCAGUAGCACACACAGCCUUCUCUACGCCACCGUGGGUGUUUGUGUUUGUAUAUUUAUAUUAUAGAUAGGAAGAGUGGUGAAAUAUUUAUUGAAAUGUAGAUGACAAAAUAUUAACGUGAGCAAAAAUCAGUUGGCCCUCGUUUGGUUUUGGAUUAUGUUUUUUUUCUUCUUUUGUUUGCAAGGUUGAUUUUGUUUUCCCCUCGUAAUCUACUUUUAGGAGACAGUCUGGGGGUUUUAAAGUAACAUUAUUGAUUUGGUAAAGCAUCCAAAGAGAAAUUAAAGAGACUAUUAAGAUGAAUAGUAUGUCAUUAAAAUGAUGAUGGAUAACUUAUCUUUGGCCUAUAAUGUCACCGGAAAGGCCAUGUGAAAAUACAUUUUGUUUAAGUCUAUUUCUCCCCCCCACAACAGAUUAUCAGGUAGUUAUAUAAAGUUAUAUAUGGGUGAUGUGGAUGUUUUAUUUCCCAUAAAAAGACCAUCCUAGCAUCCAACAGCCUAAGCAACCAACCACCAUGCUGGAAUGUGAGCAGAGCAUCGUUAUCUCAGCAUGCUUAUCUACCAUUGGCCAAAUGUGAGCAGCGCAUAUGUCAGUAAAGUGGUUUGUGACUGGUCAAAAAAAGGAGAAAGGAAAAAACCUGCGCAUUUUAUUAUAACACUCUACCUCAAACAUCAGGGUACCUCAGUCCAAUAUUUUAUUUUUUCCUUAUUUUGGAUAUUUUGUAUACCUUUGGAAAGCUCAUGAGUAAUGAGCAAGUUUUUUUUAUUUUUUUAAAUAAAUGAUAAUGGCUACAAAAAGAGGAGAUAUUAGCUGGAGUCUUCAACAACAACCUAUGCUACUCAUUCAAACAUGGAUUCAAACAUGGAGUUCAAAAGAUCCUGCAAUCUUCUCAUCUGCACCGUACUUAAUAGAGUCUGCAGAUCACUUCUUAAUAUUGAGGAGAACUUCAUGUGCUGACCAGGACGUGUUGCUCAAAAUAAAAAAAAUAUGUAUGCCAUCACUUGGAAAUAACCUAGAUAUUUAUCGUCUCAAGGCUGAUGUCAACAAAAUACAAACAAACCUCAUGGCUGCAAUGAUAUUUUGAGAAAAAAAUAAUUGGGUAACACUUAACUUGAUGCCGGUGUCAUAAGCAUGUCAUUACAGGGUCAUAAUAGUGUCAUAAUAGUGUUAUAGACAGCCAUAACCGAAUGUCACUUAAGGCCAACAGUCAUAAAAUGUUUAUGACCUGGACAUAAUGUUUAUGACUUAUCUAUGACUGUGUCAUGACACUAUUAUGACACUGUAAUGACAUGCUUAUGACACCGGCGUCAAGUAACGUGUUACCUAUAUUUGGGUAAGGAGGAGGUGUGCACACUCUCUACCCGAGUCAGCCCUUGACAUGAACAUCAACAAACUGUGUUUUCAGAUAUUCAGCAUUAUUAUCAUAUACCUAGUUCUCCCUGCUGGACUUUCUCAAGUCAUGUGAUCCAUUCUGUCACUGUGUGCCGAUGAUAUGGGAGCCCAGUCCAUUCUGAGGUAGUUUGGUCAUGUAAAAAAAGGGCUUGUUUUUCCCCACUGUAUUCCAGCCUACCCUUGUCUAUUUCAAGCCACGUUAGAACAUAACAGUAGCUAAAUAAGAUUGGCAUAUGGUUCUCUUCUUUCUGCUGUUUUAUUAGUUUAGGAGUUAAAAAAAAACAAUCACAUGUCUAUUCUUCUUUUUUUUGUGGUGUUUCUCAAAAUAUUUCUUAACAAAAAACACUGUUAUUCUAGCAGUCGGGUCAGUUUUCCUACUCUUUGGUUCACAGGCGUUCGAAAAAAAAAAAAGAAAUAAUAGCAUACCCAUUGUCAUAUUUUUAUUUAGUUUGUGGGUCAGGUAGUCGUAGAAUAUCAUAUACACUGAGUGUCACCAUGGGGUUAUCUGGUUCCAUUUUGGUUUCUUCUCAGCAUCUACAUCUGAAGAGCUCUUUUCCAAAACGAGAUAUCCACCAUUUUUGACUUUUUUUACAUUUUAAUAUUGGAAUUGACUGUUAAGAAGUCCAAUCAUCUAUGUUUGACUUCUUGCCAUUCAAAUGUUUUGAGAACAUACUUUUACACCUCUAUAAAAAUGCAUUUUGCAAUUCAAUUCAAUGGAAUGUCAAUACAAAAAUGUCAAAAAUGUCCUAACAUUCUACAAAAUGGAUAUGUCUCAUUUUGGAAAAGAGCUCUUCGUAUCAUCUCAGAUUAAAACGAACAGGAGGGCCAGGGAAAGGAGCAUGUUGAGGUGGAGUUUGUAUUCUGUCAAGUCAUUAUCUAACCUUGUGUCCUCUCCUUGUGCUUGCACUUCACUGUAGCCUCACCUCUGUGGAGAAAACAAUAAAGUUUCUCUGCUGUCAGCAUGGGCACAACAAUUUUUGGAGGGAACUUUUCCCCAUUCAACAUCUCGACUGCAAAUGAGGAAAGGACCUUUCAAUUGUAAUUUUGCAAGAUAUUGAGAAUAAAACUUCUAUCUCAAUGAUCACAAGCCAGAGGAGAGGAUGGGAGGUUAGAUGUUGAGUUGGACCUUGUACUGUUCCUCCUCAAGGCUUCUCCCCCCCUCCCACUGUCACCUUCACUGAAGACCCAACACAACUGGCUGCCUUGAGUGUCUGUCACAUAGCUCUCACCCAAUCACAUUCCAGAAGCUGGAGUCGGUAGGAGGUGAGAUGGAAUUUGUAACAGCUCAAAGCUCAGGGAAGAGUUGGAGAUUAGGAGGUCUAUGGAGAUGCUUAUGCCUUAUUGGUGAUGGUCAGGAUUUCAGUGUGGAAUUAGUGGGUUAAAAAUACAUGUGUAACUGCCGACCGACCCGGAUAAUAUCAGCAAUAAAGAGUCUUUAAAAACUA
Molecule: messenger RNA, 7381 nt
Organism: Engraulis encrasicolus (European anchovy)
Lineage: Eukaryota; Metazoa; Chordata; Actinopteri; Clupeiformes; Engraulidae
Product: insulin-like growth factor 2 mRNA-binding protein 2
Exons: 16
Coding region: 231-2111 (626 amino acids)
Biological process (GO): regulation of gene expression; nervous system development
Cellular component (GO): nucleus; cytoplasm; cytosol
Molecular function (GO): mRNA 3'-UTR binding
Source: RefSeq, a predicted model, not a curated record